Messenger RNA from Gorilla gorilla gorilla (western lowland gorilla), 494 nucleotides. RefSeq names its product Gilles de la Tourette syndrome chromosome region, candidate 1. The record is from RefSeq and is a predicted model, not a curated record. Lineage: Eukaryota; Metazoa; Chordata; Mammalia; Primates; Hominidae. Bases 199 to 486 code for a protein of 95 amino acids. The transcript is spliced from 4 exons.
AUGAUGUUCACCUACUGCAAGGAGUAGAGAUCGCACUCCAAGGCUAUGCUGAAGAGCAAUUAAGAGAGCAAAAAAAUACAGACAACAAAGCCCCCACAUCUUGGCAUUUUUAAAGAAUAGUUAACAGAGACAAAGAUGGAGAAAUAGGAGGUCCCCAGCCAUCAUCCCCCUACAGAAGCAACAAUUUUCCAGCCACCCAUGGACAAAAGUGCCUUUGUGGGAGCCUUGGGAUCCAGAAAAACUCAUCAAAAUGGAGACCUGCAAAUAAGAGGAGGAAGAGGGAGGACAGAGAGCACAGAAAUCUUCCAAGUGGCUUCAGUGACAGAAGGGGAGGAGUCACCACCUGCCAUUUGCAUGAUCUUCAAAAUCCAGGUAAGAAACACAGUGAAGAACUCAUCUACUGCAAGCUUGGCCCCAUCCAUCGGUACCAAUGAAGAGAGACAAAUCAGGAUAGAAAGACAUCACUACCGUCUCUAUGGUCAGUGAUAUUAUGG